CAUCCGAGGGUAUAUAGAGGCCUCACAAACACACACACACACACAGACAGGCACACACACACACACUCUGGACAAGACAGCGGGAAACGAGGGAGGUUGCAGAACACUGCCGGAAUUUUAUGCUAAAACAAAAAGUUUUUGAACAAGCAAGGAAACAAAAAACCCUGAGAAGGACUUUUGUGAUAUUUUUUGUGCACGUUUUUGUGGAUCUUAACCUGCGUGUCAAGGUAGCAGCAGAGAGGCUGUGACCACCACACCAUAUGAGGAAGACUUGAGCAAAGUGAAAAACAAGGAAAAAACAAGGGGAGACAGAGAGAGAGAGCAGGAGGAACUCGUUUGGACUUCGUUUUUCAAACUCUCAGAAGGAUUAUAGUGUUCGAGGACUAACAACCAAACACUGAGGAUCUAGGACUGUGGAUCGAUUGGAGCUCAGCAUUUGGGCCUGGGCAACAUUUGGGUUCUGAGAAACUGUACUCAAAUUGGUGAGGAAGAAAAUCAGUGUGAGGAAGAGCUGUCCCUGUGGAAGACGCAUUGGUGAGGAGGAGGAGGAGAAAAGAGGAGCAGGGAAAAGAGGUGCAUGUGGAGGAGUAGUUGUUUUUGAGGAAGUUGUUGACUAUCCACAUUGGUCGUUAAGGAGGAAGAGCAUCAGGAAGUUGCUCUGAGGAAGAGGAGGCGCGGCAAAAAUCGGAGGAAAAGUUGCUGCGGAGAGGAGGUUACUGAGGAGGAGGAAGAGUCGUCGCUACUAAGAGUGGUUACUAAGGACGUGUAGUUACAGAGGAAGAGAGGGAUUAUUGAGGAGGAGAGGAGGUUACUGAGGAGGAGAGGAGGUUACUGAGUACAAGAGAAGGUUACCGAGGAAGAGAGGAGCUUACUGAGGAAGAAAAGAGGUUACUAAGGAAGAGAGAAGGUUACUGAGGAAGAGAGUGGAGAUGAAGUACAGCAGCUACAGCCCGCCCGCGAGCAGCGUGGGGUACACUACUCGCUACAGUAGCUACUCCUCACCCUCCUCGUACUCUUCGCACUACACACCGUCGCUAUCGGCGACCACACACUACACCCCCUCGACACACUACAAAUCAUCGUCAUCAUCGUCAAGCUACACACCGUCUAGCCACUACACACCAUCCUCUUCCUCCUCCUCAUCCUACUCCUCCGCCUUGACCUCUAAGUACCUGUCACCCAGCUAUUCCAGCACCUCCUCAUACACACCGUCCUACACGCCAAGAGCAUCAAGCACCAAGACUCUCUCCUCCUACAGCUCUUCGUCCUCCUCCCCUUCCUACUCCUCCCCUUCCUACUCCAAAUCCCCCCGAUACACCUCCGCGCUCAAGAAGUCGCCAGGCAAAAGUUCCUCCUCCUCCAAAGAUGCUGACGCCGGCAAAAGUUCCUCCUCCUCCAAAGAUGCUGACGCCGCCCCCGAAACCUCCACCACCCCGACCCCCGCAGCCCCCGCAGCGCCCGUCAAGCCGAAACGCAAUGUACGCUUCCCCAAUGACAUCAUCUUCCAGGACAUUGUACGCCGCGGAGAGCUGGAGCAGAUCGGGCGCUUCAUGAGGGCGCGCAAAGCGCGCCUGGACAAGUUCUUCCUGUCCGGCAUGACGGCGCUGCACGAGGCGGUGUUGAGUGGUAACAUGGAGUGUGUGAAGCUGCUGGUGACAUACGGGGCUGACGUGCACCAGAGAGACGAGAAGGGAUGGACAGCCCUGCACAUGGCCUGCAGCGAGGGGUUCCUAGACAUAGCCAAAUACCUGCUGGGUUUGGAUGCCAAUAUAGAGGUGAAGAACUGUAAUGGAGACAAACCGGCUGACCUCAUCGAAGAAGAAAACACAGAGCUCCUCGAGCUUUUCAAAGUCGGAUGUGUCUGAAGACCCACACACACACACACACACACACACACACACACACACACACACACACACACACACACACACACACACACACACACACACACACACACACACACACACACACACACACACACACUUAUUAAACACCAGGCUUUGACCUGAGUCUACUGAAUAUAUAUUUUUUCGAUUUGUAGAUUUUUUUUUCUGGGAUUAAUAGGUCCCAUUUUGUUUUUAACAGCUUUGUUUUCGCUCACACUGUCCACCAUCCACCUCCACUUUUCAACCCAGCGAAUUUCCACCAAGCACAAGCUUUGACUGUACCAUGUCCCUUUGAAGCCCACCUAUCAUAAGCUUGGAGUGCACCUUCGUCCCCGCUCAACCUACCUACCACAGACUUGGACGAUACCAUUGUCCCUGUGGAACCUAUACCAACCAUAAGCUUGGACCACACCAUUGGCACGCGGGGGGACAUCCCACCUGGAUCUGGUUUGGACCAUACCAUUGUCCCCACUGGCUUAACGCAAGUACUUCAGCACCCCCUGCAAGCCACCAAGAAUGGGCCCCCGAACGGAAAAAGAGAGCCUAAUAUCAUGUGGAGGGGGGCCCGUUUCUUCAAGUCAAGGCGUUUCCCCUGCCUCGCGGGGGCUGCGGGGGUAUACUUUACGCCCCUGAUUGUCCCGUAGCCUUGGGUUGGUGUCAGUCACCCUGGGCUCUGGAAGUGUGGUUGCCACUUUUCCACUUGGACUGGGAACUUGGAACUGGGAACUUGGGUCUACAUGGAACUGGAACUGGGAUCAAUGUGGGACUAAAACCUGGAUGUAUGUUGGUUUUUUCAGUGUACCUGUUUCUACUUCUGGGAUGGGGACGAUGGUGCUGAGAUAUCAGACACGACUGUGUCAUAGACCUGGGUCUAUGACAAACAGUAGUGGUGGCCACCGUUCCUGGGUCUACUCAUGGUGGCAUCCUAUGGCCAUUUGCUUGAAAUCCUACAUAUCUGCAACUUCCUGUGUGCGUGUGUUCCUGUUUUUAAAGCCUGUGCUACUGCCUGUGUGUGUAUGCGUGUGCGUGUGCGUGAUCCUGUUUUUCAAGCCAAUGUUGCUUCCUGAACCUGCUGAUGCUUCUGCUGCCAUUGCUGAUGGUUGCCAUAGCUACACAGGGAGGAAGUGAUGCGUAGCUCUUUCCUCUGCAGGGCAGGGGGACGCCACAAACCUCCCUCGGCCAUGGCUGCUGUGUGCGUUCGUUCGUGCACAUGUGCAUUCAUGUGUGUGUGUGGUGAGGUUACAAUGUAACUGGUGCUUAAAGCAAGGUGUGCAUAAAUGUACGUGCACAUAUGCACAGUGUACCUGACUAUAUCUGUUCCUUUUGCCAUGGCUGUUGUAUGUGUACAGUGUGUGUGUGUGUGUGUAUGUGUGUGUGUGUGUGUGUGUGUGUGUGUACGAUAUAAGCCAAGUGUACCUGAAGACCUGCUGAUUGUCUCUAUUAAAAGUCUUAUUUUUGUGUUUUAUACAUUUGGAUAAAGAACAAAAAAAUAAAAAAUAAAGCGGCUUUUUAUAAUAAUAA
Messenger RNA from Engraulis encrasicolus (European anchovy), 3407 nucleotides. RefSeq lists its product as uncharacterized. The transcript is spliced from 4 exons. Bases 930 to 1865 code for a protein of 311 amino acids. The record is from RefSeq and is a predicted model, not a curated record. Gene Ontology annotation, molecular function: phosphatase binding. NCBI's taxonomy places the organism in Eukaryota, Metazoa, Chordata, Actinopteri, Clupeiformes, Engraulidae.